GCCCAAGAGAGCGCGUCCUGGAUGGACUACAAUUCCCGACAUGUACCGGACCGAUACCGGCGUGCCUCGCUUCUCCCAGUCGGCUUAUUGGGCUCCAGGGCACCGCCUCCGAGUAGGGCGGGCAAGGAGAGAGCCGAGGCGGAGCUGAUGGCUGCGCUGAAGGCGGGGCGGGGUGCAGGCAGGAGCCUUCGGGCAUGGCGGGCUUUGGGGGGCAUCUUCUGGGGGAAGGGCCCCCUGUUAGCCCCCGAUGUCCGGGCUCUGCUGACGUCAGGAACUCCUGACCCUCCAGCCCGGAUAACUUAUGGGACCCCCAGCCUCCCGGCCCGGGUGCCUGUGGGGGUCCUUGCAUCACGGGCGUGUCUGACGCCUGGGAGCCCGGAUCUCUGGGCACCACGGACUGUGGGGACCCCAGGCUCUAGCGCCCAGGAGGCCUGCAGGAGCUCCGGAACCCGUUGGCGCGAAUGGCUGGCGGUGGCGGUGGGCGCAGGGGGAGCAAUAUUGCUGCUCCUGUGGGGCUGGGGGCGGGGUCCUCCCGCGGUGCUGGCCGCCGUUCCCGCUCCGCCACCCAACUCUCCCCGGAGCCAGUACAAUUUCAUCGCGGAUGUGGUGGAGAAGACAGCCCCUGCUGUGGUCUAUAUCGAAAUCCUGGAUCGGCACCCUUUCUCGGGCCGUGAAGUCCCCAUCUCAAACGGUUCAGGAUUCAUAGUGGCUUCAGAUGGGCUUAUCGUUACCAACGCCCACGUGGUGGCUGAUCGGCGCCGGGUGCGAGUGAGGCUGCCUAGCGGAGACACUUAUGAGGCCGUGGUCACAGCUGUGGAUCCUGUAGCAGACAUUGCCACGCUGAGGAUUCAAACCAAGGAGCCUCUUCCCACACUGCCCCUCGGCCGCUCUGCUGAUGUCCGGCAAGGGGAGUUCGUGGUUGCCAUGGGAAGUCCCUUUGCGCUGCAGAACACGAUCACAUCUGGCAUUGUCAGCUCUGCUCAGCGUCCGGCCAGGGACCUGGGACUCCCGCAAAACAACGUGGAAUACAUUCAGACCGAUGCAGCUAUUGAUUUUGGAAAUUCUGGCGGUCCCCUGGUUAACCUGGAUGGGGAGGUGAUUGGAGUGAACACCAUGAAGGUGACAGCUGGAAUCUCCUUUGCCAUCCCUUCUGAUCGCCUUAGGGAGUUUCUGCAUCGCGGGGAAAAGAAAAACUCCUGGUUUGGAAUCAGUGGGUCCCAGCGCCGCUACAUUGGAGUGAUGAUGCUGACUUUGACUCCCAGCAUCCUUGCUGAACUACAGCUCCGAGAACCAAGCUUUCCUGAUGUUCAGCACGGUGUCCUCAUCCAUAAAGUUAUCCUGGGCUCCCCCGCACACAGGGCUGGUCUGCGGCCUGGUGACGUGAUCUUGGCCAUUGGGGAGAAAAUAGUAAAAAAUGCUGAAGAUGUUUACGAGGCUGUUAGAACCCAAUCCCAGCUGGCAGUGCGGAUCCGGCGGGGAUCAGAAACACUGACUUUGUAUGUGACCCCUGAGGUCACAGAAUGACUGGACUAGCAAGAGUAUGAAGCUCCUACUCUGAUUUCCUGCUUGGCUUCCUCGCCUACGUUCUGAGUACACCUUGGUCAAGGAGUCAAUGGACUUAUAGAGGGCAGGUUCCUCUAACCACCAGCACCAAUCCGGGGCUCUGAAGAACACAUUUUAUAUAAAAUAAAAUUAUAUCUAGCAACA
This is a messenger RNA of Peromyscus leucopus (white-footed mouse), 1707 nucleotides long. It is a transcript of the gene Htra2, whose product is annotated as HtrA serine peptidase 2. Gene Ontology annotation, biological process: positive regulation of apoptotic process; proteolysis; programmed cell death. Bases 22 to 1524 code for a protein of 500 amino acids. The record is from RefSeq and is a predicted model, not a curated record. Gene Ontology annotation, molecular function: protein binding; serine-type endopeptidase activity. Lineage: Eukaryota; Metazoa; Chordata; Mammalia; Rodentia; Cricetidae. Gene Ontology annotation, cellular component: mitochondrion. The transcript has 8 exons.